ACUGGUAUGUGUGGGGCUCCAGCCACUUAGUUGGAAUUCACCAUGAACUGCAUCUCGAGGAUCAAGUUUAGGCUUCCCAGUCCAUUGUGACAUCCAGCAAAGUGGAGCCGGGCGCCCCCAGCAUCCCGUCUGUCUGACGCUAAAUGGCGAAGCUCUCCAACCCACUUAGCUCCAAGCUCAACCUUCUGCAAAAGUUCAACCUUCUGCACCACUGGGGAUAUCGUGCAGCUCAGGUGAGAGGCAAGGAGCAUCGCAUAAGGCUAGAGUCAGAUGCCAUUAAUCCCCACUCCACCUCCCGGGCUGGGAUCAUCUUACGUCCCGGAGCCCGGCGGUCGGAACCGCCAGCACACCGGAGCAGCGACGGCGGCAGCAACUUUGGGACUGGCGAGAAGCCAGGGCGGGGGUGGUCGGCGUCCCCGGGCCUCUCAUUACAGCGCUUAAGUACUGCGGGUGGAGAAAAGUAAACACAGGCAAGUGCAGCUGUGCGGGGAAAGGGCGGGGG
Molecule: messenger RNA, 502 nt
Organism: Gorilla gorilla gorilla (western lowland gorilla)
Lineage: Eukaryota; Metazoa; Chordata; Mammalia; Primates; Hominidae
Exons: 2
Coding region: 144-464 (106 amino acids)
Source: RefSeq, a predicted model, not a curated record